AUGCUGGAAACUCCCUCUAGUGUCCAUGAGAAAUUGACGUCAGUGCGCUCGAGCCCUUGUAGAUCACUUUCUGCCUCGACUCGUGUCCCAAUUGCUCAAGUGAGCUUUGUUCCUAUUAGAGCUAUACAUGCAAGUGGAAUCAGACUCGCGGACGUUAUCGUUGUGAAAGGUCCAGACUUUGCGGAAUCUAUCUCUGAGGGAGAUAUCCGAUGGAUCAAAAAAGUGGGAGAUUUUGUGAAGGAAGAUGAACUAGUCGCCGAGAUUGAAACUGACAAGACAUCUGUUGAAGUGCCAGCACCGCAAUCUGGAACUAUUGUGGAAUUGCUAGUAGAAGAUGGUGCCAAAGUCACAGCAAAACAAGAGAUUUACAAACUUGAACCUGGGACAGCUGGUGCUAGCGCCCCUGCCAAAGAAGCCCCGAAAGCUGCUGAAGAAUCCAAAGAAGCAGCGAAACCACCGCCACCGAAGGAAGAGGCCAAGCCAGCUGCGGCCCCACCACCUCCAUCGCAAGCCCCUCCACCACCACCACCGCGACCUGCGCCCAGCGUUUCAGGAGACAUCCCAAAAAGUCCACCACCAGUUUCACGUCCUCCACCUGCACCAAUGAGCUCUACGCCUGUGAGCAGUAUCCCAGUUCAGCGUAUAAAUCUCCCAGCAGGUGCAUCUCCCGAAUUAGCCAUUACUGGAGCAAGGGAAGAAAUCCGCGUGAAAAUGAAUCGGAUGCGAUUGCGUAUUGCUGCCCGAUUGAAGGAUGCACAGAACACUUAUGCUAUGCUUACUACUUUCAAUGAGGUUGACAUGAGCAACAUUAUCGAAAUGCGAAUGAAGUACCAGAAAGACUUCAUGAAGAAACAUGGAACUAAACUUGGUCUAAUGUCUCCUUUUGUGCGAGCAGCUGCCUAUGCCCUCCAAGAAACCCCAGUAGUUAACGCGGUCAUCGAUGAAAAUGAGAUUAUAUACCGCCAUUUCGUUGACAUGUCCAUUGCUGUAGCUACACCUAAAGGAUUAGUAGUACCAGUAUUGCGUAAUGUCGAAUCAAUGAACUACGCCCAGAUUGAAAAGGAAUUAGCAGCACUCGGAGAGAAGGCCAGGGAUAAUAAACUAGCUGUAGAGGAUAUGGAAGGAGGCACAUUUACUAUCUCGAAUGGUGGAGUUUUCGGAUCGGUAUUCGGCACGCCAAUCAUCAACCCACCCCAAAGCGCUAUCCUAGGAAUGCAUGGAAUUUUCGAUAGACCUGUUGCUAUCAAUGGAAAGGUCGAAGUCCGCCCAAUCAUGCAAAUAGCUCUGACAUACGAUCAUCGACUGAUUGACGGCAGAGAGGCGGUGACAUUCCUCAAAAAGAUCAAAUCCGCAGUUGAGGAUCCGCGCACGAUUUUGAUGAAUCUAUAAUUUGCUUUCAUUUGCUUGACUAGACGUUUUAAUAAGUUUUUUUUAGCUUUUACAGGCUAGGAGUAUUGUAAACAUAGCUGUAUUUGAGUAUGUUCUUGUUGUUCGUUCUAACUGAUCUUAGCACUAGGGAUUUUUGAAGACGAGCGAAGUGAUCUAACAUGACUCAUAUUUUUUAUGUUGCAGCAAGUUGGAUUAUAUUCAGUGCACUCCACAAUGCUGUGCUAGUGCAAAGAUUUUCUAUUUUUGUUCAUUUUAUACUACCAUAGGUACCGUGUUUUGUCAUUUGUCUCGGUUGCACUCGUUUCAACGGUGAAUAAAUUUGCCAUCACUAUCUUGCGAAG
Molecule: messenger RNA, 1730 nt
Organism: Cylicocyclus nassatus
Lineage: Eukaryota; Metazoa; Nematoda; Chromadorea; Rhabditida; Strongylidae
Source: the annotation of a GenBank genome assembly